AUGACCGACUACUUCUCACAAUCAAACAGAUCAUUGGAUGUUAUGGUAUCAAGAAUGACAGCACUUGACGGUAUGCCAUACAGGGCAUUUACAGAAUCUGAAGACCUGAAGCAUCUAUUUAAAAAAGCUGGUUAUAAAUUACCUACGAGCGCAAAUACUAUAAAAGAUGUGACUAUAAAGUUUUAUGAUAAGACUAAGAAAAACCUUAUAAAGGAAAUACAGGAACUAAAGGAUGAAGGACACAAAUUUUCGGUUUCAAUAGAUGAAUGGACAUCUUCAAGAAAUAGGCGAUAUAUGAAUGUGAAUCUUCACUGUGCAUUUUUCAAAGGUAACCACCACACGACGAGAAAUCUUGGUUUAUGUAGGACGUAUGGCUCUGUUACCGCUAUCAAGUGUGAAGAAUACCUGCGAGAAAGGCUACAUGAAUUUAAAUUAGAUUUUGACACUGAUGUGAUCGCCAUUAUAUCUGAUGGAGCUUCUGUUAUGACAAAACUAGGAGGAAAUUUAAACUGCAUACAUCAGUUAUGCUUAGCUCAUGGCUUGCAAUUGGCCAUCGUGGAUACGUUCUACGUAAGAAAUCAAGAAAACGUAAAUGAGGCUCAAGAAGAACUUGCCGAAAACGAAAAUAAUCUGAACACUGUUUGCAUUGGCACUGAAGAUGAUACUGAGACUGGUGGAUUUCAAAUAGAGCAAGCUCCAACUGUAACAGUUGACGUGGAGACAAAUAUUAAGUUUGGGCUUGUUGUAGAAAAGGUGAGGAAUAUUGUGCGGAUGUUCAGAAAGUCACCAACGAAAUCCGAUAUUCUUCAAAAUUACAUAAAAAUGGAGCUUGGUAAAGAAUACGCACUGAUAUUAGACUGCAAGACGCGCUGGAGUACUCUUUGCAAUAUGAUUGGUAGGUUUAUUAAAGUUAAAAGAGCAGUCUUAAAAGCACUCAUUGAUGUAAAAUGUGAUAUCCAGAUUAAUGAAGUGGAGUGGUCUAUUCUCGAAGACAUUUAUGAGAAUCUCGAUGUAAUGAAAGUUACUGUUGAAGCUGUUUGUCGCGAAGAUGCUACUCUGCUUAGUGCUGAUGCUGCCAUGAUUUUUGCACUUAAAAAACUUGAAACUCGUAACACGUUGCUUAGUAAGGAGCUUCAUGCAAGUCUGAGCAAAAGGAUCAAACAAAGGCGGCUACCAGUUGCAAGUCUAAUGCAAUACCUUCACAACCCAGCAACAUAUUUUGAAGAAAAUGAAUAUGACGCAGAUGUUUAUCCGCGCUUGCCUAACGAUUGUCUGCAAGAGAUGGUAUUGGGGCUUCUAAAAUACGAUUCGGCCGCACAAUCUUUUACUUGCAACGAUGUCAAUGACUUACCUACUGAUGAUUCGCAGAAUGAAGUCGGCAGCAAUUCCUCAUUAUCAAAUAAAGAAUUAAUUAACCAACAAAUCAGCAAAAUUAUCUUUGAUGACACGAGAAGAGUUGGAAUUGGAAAUCUUUCAACGUCUAAAGAAGACUUAUUGACACUACUGAAGGUUGAAAUGCUGUUAUUUGAAAAUGGAGGUGAUCGAGGCCAAUUGCUGUCAAAAAGCUUAUCGAUGGAUUCGUUCAAUUAA
Messenger RNA from Parnassius apollo (apollo), 1590 nucleotides. NCBI's taxonomy places the organism in Eukaryota, Metazoa, Arthropoda, Insecta, Lepidoptera, Papilionidae. The record is from the annotation of a GenBank genome assembly.